Molecule: messenger RNA, 2352 nt
Organism: Chanos chanos (milkfish)
Lineage: Eukaryota; Metazoa; Chordata; Actinopteri; Gonorynchiformes; Chanidae
Gene: arih2
Product: ariadne homolog 2 (Drosophila)
Exons: 15
Coding region: 262-1782 (506 amino acids)
Biological process (GO): protein ubiquitination
Molecular function (GO): zinc ion binding; ubiquitin-protein transferase activity
Source: RefSeq, a predicted model, not a curated record
CUUGGCUAGCAGAACAGAAUCGGUUCUGGGUCUGAAUAUCUACUCCAACUUAACGUCAAGUGCUGAUCCUACACGGUCAGUUCUUCCUGUCUUCUCAGCUCUUAACCACUCCUCUGAUUCCUAAUGAGUGACGGAGAGUGCGACUUUUUCUGUUUCUUCCGCUGCUGUUGAGCGCUCUAGCGCCCUAAAACCCACUGGGAAUCGUAGUCCAGGUGGGAACGAGGCUGCUGUCAGUCAGAGAGUGGGCAGGCCCUGAGGGGGAUGUCUGUGGAUAUGAGCAGUCAGGCCUCUGAUAGCAAUGAGGAAGACUUCGGCAACAACUCGGAGGAGGAAGAAGACGGCGGAGAGGAGGAAGAUCAGGGCGACAUUGCCGAUUAUUACGAAGGCGUUGCCAGCGACGUGGAACAGCAGGAAGCAGACUCGUUUGACCCGGAAGAGUAUCAGUUCAGUUGCCUGACCUACAGGGAGAGCCAGAGAGUGCUCAAUGAAGAUGUCCACAAGGUCGCCACCACCCUGAAGGUUCCGCCAGCCGUAGCCAAACUGGUCCUCGUACAUUUUCAUUGGCAAGUGUCCCAAAUUCUGGACAGAUAUAAAUCCAACUCAUCACAGCUGCUGUGUGAGGCCCGAGUCCAACCCUCCAGCACCUGCAGAGCCAUCACUGGCUCUGCGUCGCAGCAGUGCGGUGUGUGUUUACAGUUUGUCCGGAGGGACGCUCUGCUCGCCCUGCCCUGUCAGCACUCCUUCUGCAAAGCAUGCUGGGAGCAGCACUGCACCGUGCUCGUCAAAGAUGGCGUGGGAGUUGGGAUCUCGUGUAUGGCGCAGGACUGCUCCCUAAUGAUGCCUGAAGACUUUGUGCUCCCCCUGCUGCCUGGUGAGGAUGUGAAGGACAAAUACAGACGCUACCUCUUCAGGGACUACGUCGAGAGUCAUUUCCAGCUGCAGUUGUGUCCUGGUGCUGACUGCCCCAUCGUCAUCCAGGUGCAGGUGCCAAGAGCACGCAGAGUACAGUGCGACCGCUGCAGUGAAGUCUUCUGUUUUAAAUGCAGACAGAUGUACCACGCCCCAACAGACUGCGGAACCAUCCGGAAGUGGCUGACCAAAUGUGCAGACGACUCCGAGACGGCUAACUACAUCAGCGCACACACUAAAGAUUGUCCUAAGUGCAAUAUCUGCAUUGAGAAGAACGGAGGGUGUAAUCACAUGCAAUGCUCCAAGUGUAAACACGAUUUCUGCUGGAUGUGUCUGGGAGACUGGAAGACACAUGGCAGUGAGUACUAUGAAUGCAGCCGCUAUAAGGAGAAUCCUGACAUCGUCAACCAGAGCCAGCAGGCCCAAGCCAGGGAGGCGCUGAAAAAAUACCUCUUCUACUUCGAGAGGUGGGAGAACCACAAUAAGAGUCUGCAGUUGGAGGCUCAAACGUACCAGCGUAUCCAGGAGAAGAUUCAGGAGCGUGUGAUGAAUAAUCUGGGGACCUGGAUUGACUGGCAGUAUCUACAGAAUGCCGCCAAGCUACUGGCCAAGUGUCGCUAUACACUGCAGUACACUUACCCCUACGCCUACUAUAUGGAAUCUGGACCCCGCAAAAAACUGUUUGAGUAUCAGCAGGCCCAGCUGGAGGCGGAGAUUGAGAAUCUGUCGUGGAAGGUGGAGAGAGCAGACAGCUACGAGAGAGGAGUGGGAGAGGGCGAGCUGAGUGCUAGUGACAGAGGGGAUCUAGAGAAUCAGAUGCACAUUGCGGAGCAGAGGAGACGCACACUGCUGAAAGAUUUCCACGACACCUGAGCCUCCGUCCCACACACCAGCAGCAGCAGCAGCAGCAGCAGCAGCAGUGGCAUCUCUCUUUUCUCCAUCCCUCUAUCCAUCCAUUUCUCCAAAGAUACUCCCAUCUGUUUCCAGUUCUUCCCCUCUUCGCUUCAUUUCCUUUCUCAGUUUAGUCUUUCUUUCUCCCCCUCCCCAAACCUCUCACCUAUUCCAUCUCCAAGUUCCACCGAUUUUUCAUCUCCCUCACGUCCCUUUACCCCCUUUUACCCGUCCCUUACUCCCACUCUCUCUCUCUCUCUCUCUCUCUCUCUCUCUUUUGUUUUCUCUCGGCUGCAGGGUCUCAGAAUAGCACGAUUGUAUCCCUGACCCCAGCACACCCCUCUCACGCCUCCUUAGCAUAGUCAUCCGCUGACAACAGAAUCCACAUUCACACACACACUACAGCAGCGAAAGAGGGAGUACAGGCACGCCUGGACACACACACACACACACACCACGCCACACCACACAACAAAUGCACACUCACGCUCGCACACUCCUCAGAAACACAAAUUUGAUCUGCCUCUCCUACCCCCCCCCCCCCCAAUUCCU